Molecule: messenger RNA, 2859 nt
Organism: Cannabis sativa
Lineage: Eukaryota; Viridiplantae; Streptophyta; Magnoliopsida; Rosales; Cannabaceae
Product: probable leucine-rich repeat receptor-like protein kinase At5g63930
Exons: 2
Coding region: 1-2859 (952 amino acids)
Molecular function (GO): protein binding
Source: RefSeq, a predicted model, not a curated record
AUGAAAAGUGUUCCAAGAACAUGUUUAUCUCUUUUUGUUCUUCACAUUUUUGUAUUUUCUUUGCUUCCAUUGAAGAUUGCUCCCUCACCAAGAACACAAGCAGAGGCUCUUAUAAGAUGGAAGAACACCUUGGUAAUAGAAUCAUCUUCUCUUGAUUCAUGGUCCAACAAAAACAUCAACAAUCUUUGCAAUUGGACUAAUGUUGUGUGUGAUAGUUCCAAUAGAGAAAUCUCACAAAUAGAUCUCUCCAACUUGGAGCUUAAUGGAAAAUUGGACAAGUUCAACUUCACUCCAUUCCUUAACAUCACUGUCUUCAACCUCAACAAUUGUAAGCUCUCUGGUUUCAUACCAACAGCCAUUGCUAAUCUCACCAAGAUCACUUUGUUGGACUUGAGUGACAAUCACAUCGAAGGAGAAAUUCCAGUGGAGAUAAGCCAAUUGUUAGAGCUUCAAUAUUUGAGUCUCUUCAACAAUUCUCUUGAGGGGUCAAUACCUUACCAGCUCACCAAUCUACCAAAGGUAUGGUAUUUAUCACUUGGAGGUAACAAUUUGGAGAAUUCUGAGUGGUCUAAAUUUUCAAGCAUGCCUUCCUUAACUUACCUUGAUAUUUAUUUGAAUAUGUUUAAUUCAACAUUCCCAGUUUUCAUAUCGAAGUGUAGGAACUUGACCUUCCUUGACAUGUCUCAAAACAGUUGGACUGGCUCAAUUCCAGAAUCUGUGUUUUCCAAUCUGAUCAAACUCCAAUCUUUCAAUCUCACAAAUAAUAAAUUUAUGGGACACUUGUCGUCUAAUAUUUCGAAACUUUCUAAGCUUAAACACCUUCAUUUACAAACUAAUUUUCUCAAAGGUAAUAUUCCUAGUGAAAUAGGUCUUUUGCAUGAUCUUGAGGUUCUUGAACUGUAUGAAAAUUUUUUUAGUGGGAGUAUUCCUUCUUCUAUUGGCCAACUUAAAAAUCUAUCACAACUCAAAACAUUGGAUAUUUCUUCUAAUAGUCUCACGGGUCCAAUUCCAACAUCUAUGUGGAACCUCAAAAGCCUUGUUAUUUUGUCUGUAGGUACCAACCAACUGUCAGGAGUGUUGGCAGUUAACAUUUCUAGGCUUAAGAAGUUGGAGGUGUUAUCUGUUUUUGCCAAUAAUUUUACUGGUUCAAUUCCUUUAGAGAUUGGAAACUUGAAAAAACUUAAAACAAUGGUUCUUUCGAGGAACCAUUUCACAGGUCCUAUUCCAACUUCUCUAUGGAACCUCAAAAGCCUCACCCUUGUGCAACUUUUCAAAAAUAGUUGGGAUGGAACCAUCCCACCAGAGAUUGAAAAUCUAAAACUCUUAUCUAUUUUUGAUGUAAGCACCAACCAACUAUCAGGAGCUCUUCCAAUUAAUAUGUUAAGGUUGAGUAACUUAAAAACGUUAUUUGUUUUUAAAAAUAAUUUUACUGGUUCAAUUCCUUUAGAGAUUGGAAACUUGCAAAAACUUGAAAUAUUAGAUCUUUCUUCUAACAAUCUCAUAGGUCCUAUACCAAGUUCUCUAUGGAACCUCAAAAGCCUCACCUUUGUGCAACUUUUCAAAAAUAAUUUGGUUGGAACCAUCCCACCAGAGAUUGGAAAUCUAAAACUCCUGUCAACUUUCGAUGUAAGCACCAACCAACUAUCAGGAGAGUUGCCAGUUAAUAUUUCCAUGCUUAGUAACUUGGAGUUGUUCUCCAUUUUCAACAAUAAUUUCACUAAGACAAUCCCUAGAGACUUUGGGAAGAACAAUCCAAAUUUGAACUUCAUUAUGUUUGGAAACAACAACUUCUUUGGACAGUUGCCACAAGAUUUGUGUAGUGGAUUCAAUCUUGAAUACUUGAGUGUAGCUAACAGCAACUUUAUAGGACCAUUGCCCGAGUGCUUGAGAAAUUGCACAAAAUUAAAAAGAGUAAGGCUUGAUGGGAAUCGAUUUGUUGGCAACAUUACCAAAGCUUUUGGAGUUCACCCACAUCUCGAUUCCAUUUUCAUAAACAACAACCAAUUCAUUGGCCAUGUUUCAAGUACGUGGGGACAAUGUUUGAAUCUCACCAGAUUGCAGAUGGGUCAAAAUAAAAUCUCAGGUAAGAUCCCUCCGGAACUCGGAAGUUUGAUAAAGUUGAAAGUUUUGAGCCUAGAGUCCAAUGAGUUAAGUGGGGAAAUUCCAACUCAAUUGGGAAAUCUUAAACUUUUGUACCAGCUUAAUCUCAGCAAUAACCAUUUAACAGGGGAAAUCCCUACAAGCCUAUUAGACUUGAGUGGGCUAGAGCAUCUUGAUUUGUCGACAAAUAGUUUAGUAGGGAAGAUACCAUAUUGGCUUGGCAAUUUUAAAGGAUUGUUGAGCUUAAACCUCAGUCACAAUAUGUUAUCUAGUGAAAUACCACCAGAGCUUGGAAAUUUGGUGUCCUUGAGUGCUGUAUUGGAUCUUAGUAGAAAUUUACUUGUUGGAGAGAUACCCUCAAGUUUGUCCAAGCUUACAAAGUUGGAAAUUCUUAAUAUCUCUCAUAACCAACUCUUAGGUAGUAUUCCACAAUUAUUUUCCAACCUAAUAAGCAUUAGUUACAUUGAUUUUUCUUAUAACAACUUGACGGGUCCGAUCCCGAUUGGAGCCAUUUACCAAAAUGCUUCAAAAAGCUUUUAUGAUGGAAAUCUUGGAUUGUGUGGAAAUGCUAGAGGACUUAAUCCCUGCAGAAGGCAAAGAAACAAAAUUGGCAAUGGUCUCAUUUUGGCCAUUAGUCUUGUUUGUGGCCUAUUACUAUUUGUUAUUGUCAUUGUGAUCACUCUCAAGCAACUGAAGACUUUGACGACAAGUACUGCAUUGGGAAAGGAGGUUUUGGUACUGUUUACAAGGCUACAUUGA